UUUUUUUUUAAAUACAAUAAAAGAGCCACGCAAUGCACCAUGGAGUUGGCCCACCAAAUGUGCAGCGAAAUCUUCAGAGAUCCAAGUCCUUUACUGGAUCUGAGGCAGAAGACCCACAGCAGCCGCCAGCAAACGGCAAUCACCCCCAGUCUCCGGUGACAUCUUUUGCUCCAGCUGCGAGCCCCUCCGCACCACAGUCUCCUAAUUAUCAAAUCAUCAUGAGCCGGAGUCCAGUGACAGGCCAAAACAUGAACAUUACUUUACAAAAUGUUGGACCAAUGGUUUCAGGGAACCAGCAGAUCACCCUCACCUCUCUGCCACUCCAGAGCCCAACUUCACCUGGCUUUCAGCACCAGCCCCAGCAAUGGAGGUUCGAACCCGGGUCCUCAUCUUACAUCCAGGUGACAUCACCUUUGUCCCAGACCAUGCAACCUCAAAGUCCUACCCAACACAGUCCAGUCCCCAUACAAGCUCUGCCCAGGCCGGGUGCUCCUGGUUCUGCUUUGGGAGUGUGUAGUCAGAGCCCAACAAGGUUUGUUGAGGCCGGAAUAAUGGUUCGGCAAAUCAGCUUAGGCAGCCCACCUGGAAGUGGUCAUUUCGUGUACCAGGAAGGAACGGGAUUGGCUCAGCUUGCUUCAACCACAUCAGGAACUGUUCAGCUGACAUCUCCAGGGAUGCCAGGGGCAGUCAGAGAAAGACGCCUCUCCCAGCCUCACUCUCAAACUGGGGGAACCAUCCACCAUUUGGGGCCACAGAGCCCUGUUGCGGCAGGAGUCGCUCUCCCAAACUUAGGCAGCACUGGACACAUCACCACUUCUAAUCUGCCACCUCAGAUCAGUAGUAUCAUCCAAGGCCAGUUGGGACGACCAAUGAUUUUUGAGAAGACAACACAAGGUGUGGUGGCUGGUGUGGCAGUCACUUCGGCUGCCUCUUUCGGGGUUCCUUCGGCCAUCCCUCCCUCCAGCCCAUCCAGGAGCAACCCUCCCCAGGGCCUCUCCAACCAGUCCCUGACCCCCACCAGCAUGAAGAAGAUGCAGCCAAAGAAACUAGAAGAGAUUGCACCUUCAAACCCAGAAGUGGCACAGUUGAGGAAGCAGUGCCUGGAGCAUCACAGGAAAAAGAUGGAGUGUCUGAAGGAGGUGUUUAAGGAGUACCUGAUCGAGCUGUUUUUCCUGCAGCACCUGCAAGGGAAUAUGAUGGACUACCUUGCUUUCAAGAAAAAGCCUUGUGUGCCUCUCUUUACCUACCUGAGGCAAAACGAUCUUGAACUCGAAGAUGAAGAGGAUGAGGAAGAGCAGUCAGAGGUGAUAAAUGAUGAGGUGAAAGUAGUGACUGGAAAGGAUGGGCAGACAGUAACACCUGUUGCUAUAGCUACACAACUCCCACCCAACGUGUUUGCAGCGUUCUCCGCUCCGCAACAGUUCCAGGCCCAUGCAGGGGUUGCAGGUGGUAGCAUCUCUAACCCUGUGGACAUGGAGGCUUUCAAACGACAGCAAGCUAUUGCGCAAGCAGAUCAAGCUAAGAGGUCCCGGAUGGAAGUGGGUCGGCAUGGGAUGAUAUUCCAGCACCCUGCUGUUACUCCUUUAGGAUCUCCCGGCGUUCCCCUCCAGCAGCUCAUGCCAACAGUGCAAGGAGGUAUGCCCCCCACCCCACAAACAGUCCAGGUCGGUGGGCAGAAACAAAACCAGCAGCAGUACGACCCAUCAAAAGGUCCCCCCGUCCAGAAUGCCGCGAGCCUCCACACUCCACCCCCACAGCUUCCUGGCCGCCUUCCCCAGGGCGGACUCCCCAUGGCAGGGCUACCUCUCUCCCUGUCCCAGGGUCAGGCCUUGGUGGUGGAGCAGCACCAAGCCAUGUUGGCUCCAGUUAACUCGCAUGCACAGCUGCAGGCACAGCUUCAACAAAUGCAGUCAGGUCUCCACCUCCAGAUGCAGCAGCAACAACUGCAGCAGAUGCAGCAGUCAAUCAUGCAGCCUGGACAAGCAACUGUGGCACUUAUGCGUCCUGGAUCAGAUACCUCCCAGCCUGCCCAGCGUUUGAUGUCCAACUCUCUUUCCACCCCUGUCAUGUCCCCCUCCCCUCUUACAUCCUCAUCCUCUCUCCCUUCCUCACAUCCUUCUGCCCUGACCCGCACAACAACUACUGGCCCCAACCUCUCCACUGCCAACCAGUCCAAACUUGCUGCCACAAAUGGCAACGCAGGGCUUAAAAUAUCUGGGCUGGGUCAGAGUUCCAUCGGGCAGAACUCACAGGAACACACUCAGGAUAAGCAAGCAGAAGAAGCCAAGCUGGAGAGCCAUGUGCACCAGCGCAUCACAGAGCUCCGUAAAGAGGGCCAGUGGUCGGCCAGUCGUUUACCCAAACUGCAGGAGGCCUGCAGGCCCAAGUCCCACUGGGACUACCUGCUUGAGGAGAUGCAGUGGAUGGCUGCUGACUUUUCCCAGGAGAGGCGCUGGAAGAUGGCUGCUGCCAAGAAGCUUGUGCGCACAUGCGCACGUUACCAUGAUGAGCAGAAAAAGACAGAGGAGAGAGUGAAGAGGGAGGAGGAGAUGAGGUUGCGCCACAUUGCCAGCACCAUCGCCCGCAGUGUUGACUACUUCUGGUCCAAUAUUGAACAGGUUGUGGAGCUCAAACUGCAUUUCGAGAUCUAUGACAAACAACAAAAAGUUCUCAGCCUACAGAAGGCUGCAAGCAAAAAGCAAUGUGCUAAACCGGCUCAGUCAUCAGGAGAGAAAUCAGAUAAAGAGAAUAAAGUGGAGGCUGCCAAAUCCCGCAAGCGAAAGUCCAGCACCUCUCUAUCAGAUGUUGAGGCUGAAGAUGAGGAGAGUACAAUAGAGGAACAGGAGGCUAAUGAGGUUGCAGCUGAGCAGAAGGCUGAGCUAGCCGAACUGGCCAAAGAAGCUGAGGUGCCGUUGGAUGACCUGGUGAAGCAGUACGCCGGUGCUUAUGCUGAGGGUUUUGAGUGGCCGCAACCCUCCAGCCAGAGUGAGGACGAAGACAAAAUGGAAGCUGAUGAUAUGGAUUCUCCAUACAGUCCUCAUGAAGCAGUGCUGAUUGACUCUUUGCUGUGUAUGGAUCAGUACCGUGGCGCUGAGCGGAAGACUUAUGGUACUGAUGGGAAGCCCACAAAGGAUAUCGCCGAAGUUGCCGCAGCAACAGACCUUAUUUUGCCUAAAGGCAGCGCCAGGACUACUCUUACUAGUCGUUCACCACCACCUCCUCUGCUGCGCGGCUCCCUGAGAGAGUACCAGCAGGUCGGGGUGGAGUGGCUAGUAAGUCUCCAUCGCAAAAACCUUAACGGGAUCAUAGCAGAUGAAACUGGCCUUGGCAAAACUGUACAGACUGUGGCUUUCUUUGCUCACCUGGCCUGCAACCAAGGUAUUUGGGGGCCACACCUGGUGGUGGUGAGGACCUGUAAGCUGCUGAACUGGGAGAUGGAGUUCAAACGCUGGUGUCCUGGACUGAAGAUACUCCUGUACCUUGGCAACAGAAGGCAGCGCAGAUUUAAGAGAUUGAGGUGGUGUGAGCCCAACAGCCUCCACGUGUGUGUAACAUCAUACAAGCUCCUGCUGAAAGAUCAAGCUCACUUCCUGAGGAGACGCUGGAGGCACCUGGUGCUGGAUGAGGUUCAGCUCAUCAAGAACCUGACUGAGAAACACUGGGAGACCAUCUUCAACAUCAAGAAUCAACAAAGGAUUCUCUUAAUCAACAUGCCUCUGCAAAACACUCUGAAAGAGCUAUGGACCAUGAUCCACUUUCUCCUGCCUGGAAUCACUCACCCAUACCUCAACUUCCCUGUCAAACCUGGCACCGAUCAGAACCAGGACUACUGCCACAAACUGGUCAUCCGAUUGCACAGGAUGAUUCAGCCCUUCAUUCUGCGCCGUUCCAAGAGGGACGUAGAGAAGCAACUGCCUAAGAAGUACGAACACAUUCUGAAGUGCCGUCUGUCCAAGAGACAGAAAAGCAUGUACGAAGACAUCCUCAUCCAACCCAGUGCACAGGAGGCCCUAAAGACAGGACAUUUUGUGAGGGUCCUUGAUGUUCUUAUGCAGCUACAGAGGAUCUGCAACCAUCCAGACCUGAUCCAGGCCAGAGAAACACACAACUCAUAUGUAUGUCAGCCACUGCAGUACAACACCCCAUCCUUAGUUCUCACCGCUCUGCAGCAAGACCAGUGGAAGACUGUAAAUAUGUCUCUGUUUGACCUGAUCGGUAACGAGGGUAAACGGACUCGUCAUGAGGCAGAGGAAGUUCUGCCCAAACUUAGGAUGACCAAGCAGCUCAUUGAGGAAAUCUACAGUGCAUCCGACCCUCCACCCAGACCCAAACCCUGCAAGAUCAACCCUAUGAGGUUGUUCCUGCCAGUGCAGUAUGGAACAAAACCAGAGGGUCGCCUGGUCCCCAUGACCAGCAGCACCACUCAAGCCUUGCAUGCCACUGCUGUUACUACUGCCCCCACCACCACUACCACCCCUACUACUGUUGCCCCAAACGCACAGACGAGGGGUAAAUCACCCUUACCACCACCAACCACCACCACUUCUACACAGGCCACAACCACCAACAGCUCAUCUGGACCACUCCUAACAGGAGCCACCCCUAACCCCCCUUCUACCCCUCUGGCUUUGGGUGUGGCAGGGGUCACCACAAUACCCUCUAUGCCUGCUGUGGCCCCUCAGGCCCCUGCUGCCCUCUCCCUCCAGCACAGCUUGGUAGCCCAGAGGCUGGUACUCAGCUCCCAGGCCCAGGCACGAUUGCCUAGUGGAGAUGUAGUGAAAGUUGCCCAGUUGGUUGGGCAGGGCCGCAUUGCCCAGCCUGAAACCCCAGUCACCCUGCAGUUCCAGGGCAACAAGUUCACUCUGUCCCCAAGCCAACUCCGCCAGCUCACCACCGGCCAGCCCCUGCAGCUCCAAGGUACAUUCGGCAACAUUCUGCAGAUUGUAUCUGCUCCUGGACAGCCUCUUCUCAGGCCACAGGGACCGCCUAUGGUGAUGCCCACAGUGCCUCAGACUGUGCCUGUCCAAAACUCCACGGGAACUCCUCCCCAUGCCACCUUGACACCACCGCAAGCAACCACUGGGCUAAGUACCACAGUCACAACUCCAGCUACCACAGACUCUGUUCCAAAUGCCAAAGCCUCAACCAAUGCCACAUCACAACCAUCAAAUGAGGAGAGAAACAGGCAGCUAAAGGAGCGCCUGGCUUGUUUGUUUCGUGCGAACGAGCGACGGUCCUCGCACUCUGUGCUCUAUGGAUCUGACCUGGUGAAAGCCUGCUCCGUUUACGAGGGACGACCUCCGCCAUCCUUCCCAGCUCCCUGGCACUCCCGCUGGUCUUGGGUGGGUAGAGACAGCUGCCUGAGGGCUCAGCAGACUUGUGUGUCCACAGUGGCUCCUCUCCGCUCAGCAAUUCUCUCUAGCACCGUGCAGGAGAAAGCAGCAGGAACCCGGAGGAAGAGGUUCUCCUGUGUAUUUCCUGCUGCUGUGGCCCCUCCCCCUCAGCUGUAUGCGUUCAAUCCUCCACCAUCAUACAGCCUAGCACAAAAGGCUUUGAGGCGACAGCUGCAGGAAGUGUCUGCUCCCCACAAUGCAGAGAUACGGAGCUUGGCCUGUCCUGCCUUAGUCAGCUCUCCUGAUGUACAAAUACAGGAGAUGGAUUCAGGUAAACUGGAGGCCCUCUCCAUCCUGCUGCAGAAGCUGAGAGCCGAGAAUAGGCGUGUGCUGAUCUUCACUCAGAUGACCAGCAUGCUGGACUUACUGGAGGCCUUCUUAGACCACCAUCAUCUCACCUACGUACGGCUAGAUGAAAGCCUGUCACUGGAGGAGAGACAGGAGCAGGUCAAGAAAUUUAACCGUAACAGACAGGUCUUCUGCACCAUCCUGACCAAUCGCUGCUGCUCAGCUGUGGGUCAUGUGUUCGACGCAGACACCAUUGUGUUCUAUGACACAGAUUUGAACCCCAGCAUGGACAUGCGCACACAGGAGUGGUGUGAGAAGAUUGGCCGUUCCAAAGACAUCCACAUAUACAGGUUGGAGAGCGGGAACUCCAUCGAGGAGAAGCUCUUGAAGAAUGGCACUAAGGACCUUAUACGAGAAGUGGCUGCUCAGGGCAUGGACUACACUCUGGCUUUUUUAACCCAGCGCACCAUUCAGGAUCUGUUUGAGGUGGAGGCCGGCUCUGGAGAGAAAGUGGAAGAGUUUGUAGUUCUCCAUCAGGAGCCCUUCCCAUCUGAGUCCAUCCCCCCUCAUGUGGCCAGACCCUACAUCCAAGCCCUCAACAGCAUCCGACUAGAGACCGAGGAGGAGGAGACGAAGGUAGAGAGAGAGGAUAAAGGAAGUGAAGAGGUGGAGGGAGGAGAUGAUGAGAUGGCGGUAGAGGAAGGAGUGAGAGGGGAUGCAUCCCAGUUAGAGGAGCUGGCAGCAGUUAUGGAGCAGCUGACUCCUAUUGAAAGAUAUGCUCUACACUAUCUGGAGUACCUACACAUCAGUGAUGAUGAACAGGCAGUGAAGGAGCGUAUAGAGGCGGCUAAGAGAGGCUGGGAGCUGCAGCAUCUGCAGAGACUGAAGGUGGAGAAAGACAAGCAGAUGAUGCUGGAAGAUGAGGAGGAUUUGUUCACUUACACCAGGGAGGAUGCAUACAACAUGGAGUAUGUAUUUGAGAAUGAGGAUGGCCAAACAGAGAUUAUGCCACUGUGGACUCCUCUAACCCCUCCCCAGGAUGACAAUGAUAUUUACAUUGACUCUGUCAUCUGCCUCAUGUAUGACUCUGCGCCAAUGCCAGAGUCUAAACUGCCUCCCGUCUAUGUCCGCAAAGAGCGUAAGAGACACAUGGACCCAUCAGCAGUGGGGCGUAAGAAAAAGAAGGGGCAGGGUGAAGCAGUGAUUCCUCCACGUUCUCUCUUUGAUAAGGCCAGUCUGCUCAAGGUGAGACGAGAGGGUAAAGACCAAAAAAAGAACUUCUCUCUGAAACAACAGGCUCCCUUUGCCAAACCACUGCCCUCACUGCUCAAACCAGCCAUGGAUGCUGGACCGGACAACCCUGAGUGGCUCAUUAGUGAGGACUGGGCUUUGCUUCAGGCUGUGAAGCAGUUACUGGAGCUUCCUCUGAACCUGACCAUCGUGUCUCCGGCCCACACCCCUAACUGGGACUUGGUGAGUGACGUGGUGAACUCCUGCAGCAGGAUCUACCGCUCGCCCAAACAGUGCCGCAACCGCUAUGAGAAUGUCAUCAUCCCUAGAGAAGAGGGCAAGCUAAUAUAUGAAGCUAACCCUAAAAAGAACAAGACCAAGAGCAUUUAUAAGUCCAAAAACAGUCGACCUCUGCGCACGUCUCAGAUCUAUUCACAAGACGACAAUACCACCCAGAUCCAACUGUACAACAGUCGCUUUGAGCUGAUUAAAAUCAUCGCUAGCAAGAGGAGCCCACCCAUUAAACCACUACUGGGCAUGAAUCCAUUCCAGAAGAACCCCAAGCAUGCAUCUGUGCUGGCUGAGAGUGGAAUAAGCUACGACAAGCCUCUGCCUCCUAUUCAGGUUGCCUCACAGAGAGCUGAGAGAAUCGCUAAAGAGAAAAAGGCACUAGCUGAACAGCAGAGGGCUCAGCAGCUAGCCCAGCAGCAGUCCACAGGAGCCGCCCAGCCUCAAGGGACAGCGACACAGCCUCAAGCCCAGCCGCAGGCCAAUGGAGUCCCCCAGCCCAACCAACCUGGAGCAGCUGCAGUCCCCAAUACAGCUGUACUGGCUGGAGCUAUCAAAACGGCUGCAGUGGGAACAAGCAUCCAGCCAGCAACAGCUACAGUGAGCGGGAAUGUGAUCGUGAACACUGUGGCUGGAGUUACACCUGGUCAGUUCCAAGCAAACAAACGUCUGGCCUCUCCAGUCAUUCCUGCGGCAGGAACGGCCACAGCUCAAGUGGUUCACAACCAGCAGAGAGCCGUUCCUGCCACAGGUGCACCAGCAGAGGUUGUUGCCAUAGCGACUGGUCAGGGCGUCAGAGCCGUUACUCCAGUGACCGCAUCAGCUGUGGUGUCCACCAAUCUGACUCUUGGUCAGUCCCAAACACGCACGCUGGUGGCUCCAGCUGCAGGUAUGCAGUUGCCUCAGGGUAAGCAAAUCACACAAGCCCAACUCCAACUGCUCAGACAGCAACAGAUACAGCAGCAGCAACAGGCUGCUUCUCCGCAGAUCAAAGCAGUAGGAAAGCCACAGCAGGAGUUGUUGAAGAAACAGAAGCUGCAGAUGGCACAGCAGCAGGUUGUGGCGGCGGUAGCUGCAGCUCAGGGCCAGCAGGCUGCAUCCACCCAGCAGCCGCAGCAGGUGCAGGCUGUUCCUUCGACUCAGGCCAACGCUCAGCUAGCUGCUGUUGCUGCACCCAGAGCAGGAGCUGUACUCACUGGAGCUACUGUCACCAACUUACAGGUGGCUAGACUGACACGUGUCCCAGCCCCGGGAACCAUCCAAGCUCAGCCAGGUCAAACUGCCCAGGUGACUCUGACCAAACCCCCUCCUGUAGUCUCAGUCCCUGCCGUGGUCUCCUCCGCUGGGGUCACAACCCUACCUGUCACUGUGGCCGGCAUCAGUGUUGCAAUCGGACAGGCGCAGAAAGCAGGUGGUCAGGUGGUAACCCACCCUUUCCAGGUUCAGCAGCUGUUGCACAGACACAAGCAGCAGGCGGCAGCUCAGGCAGCUGCAGUCCAAAAGGCAGUACAGCCUCCACAAACGCAAGCUGCUGUGCAGCAAAAGCAGGCCGCUCAGACCGCAGCUCAACAGCAGCAAAAAGUGACGUAUGCGGCCACCACUCAGCUGCAGCCAGGCAUCAAGACACAGUUCUUCACCACCUCCAUCGCACAGCCUCAGAAACCUGCGACGGCACAGCAGAUUCAGGUUGCUAAGCUUCCUCAAAUAGUACAGCAGCAGAUAGUGUCCUCUCCUCAGCAGAUCCAGGCGCAGCCUCAGACGGUGGCCCUAACCCAGGCAACACCUGUGGCUGGUUCGGCUCAGGUGCAGGUUAUUCCCGCGGGCACUGCAACGGCCACCCAGAUGGUCCAACAGAAACUCCUCCAGCAGCAGGUUGUCACAACAGCAGCAGCAGCCUCCCCACAAAUCCAGACUCCGCCCCCACACAGCCCCGCUCAGCAGCAGAGCUCUGCAGCGGCUCCUCCUGCUGAGUCUCCAGUGCAGCUGGCCUCCACCCCUCAGCCCCAGCCGGGCAAAGGAAACACCCGCACUGGGGGCGCCAUGCGCUCUAAAACUCCCGCCAAACCCAGCAGUGGCAGCUAGAGAGGCUUAAGGAGUCAGAAGUGCCUGGGCACAAAAUAGGGCUAGCUAUUAUUUGUUUUGGGAAGACUGAUGGUGACCCUUUAUUAUAGAGGAACACACCUAAAACUUUCUGGAUGGAGGGAAAGUGUCUUUUUUAUUUUUCUCAAGAGAGAAAGUGUAUACUUUUGAGUCUAUAUGAGUGUUUUCUGUCCAGGAGCCAAGCAUGACAAGAGUGCAGACUGAGGCUUUGGUAGAGACAGUGUCUAUAUGAUGGCUUAUUUUGUAAUUAUCUCUGUACUGAGCUGUAUAUUGCUUGCUGUUCUUUUUCUACCAUGCAUUGUACUUUGUUUAUACAUUUGUCAAAGUGUCAUCACACUCUUUAAGGUCAUGGAUGAAGUGCAUAUGGAUUGUAUCACCCAUCGACUUUCUGCAACACUUCAUUUGGUGUGUCGGGAACAUUUGAUGUUUCUGGCAGAUCAUCUCAAUGUUAUUCAUUAUGCUCAAUCAGUCAUACUAUAUGUGUGUCCCCUACUGUGCUUUCACAUUUAUUUUCCCUUUUGUUGUUUGUGUAGGUAAAUGUUCCUUUUGAAACAUUUAUUGAUGAUCAUGGUAAAGGAUAGCUGAAGCUUGAAGACAUCCUUUAUGGAUGUGGAGAUGGGAAACUACAGUUAGUUUGAUAGAACUACUGAAAGACAAUUUCAUCACAGUUUGCAUCACUCAUCACAAAGUGUCAGCACCCAGACUACGAAUUGUAUUUCCCUAUAUAAGAGUUGACUAUAUACAUUAGCUUGUAUCAUGUGCAGAGGAAAUGGUCAACAUCCCUCCAAAAAAUAAAAUAUGGUGUGCUUAAAAGGAAUGCCACCAUGCAUUUUAAGUUAAAAAAUGAAUAAUUUGAGUUUGAUACAUGGAAAAUGUCUUGUGAUUUUGUAGUUGUACAUUAAAUGUUUGUGGUAUGUGAUACAACACUUUAUAAUGUUAUUUAAUGUGACCACAAAUAGAUAGAAAAAUAAUCCUACACUGUAGCCAUUUCAUGCCAGCUAUGGAAAGUAUUGGUCUUCCAAAUUCAGUUUGAAAACACAUCUUUGAUAUAUUUCCUUUUUUGCCCCUCUAUAUAUGCAUAUGAACAAUAUGACCAUUAUUCAACUGAGUGAGACCUUGGUGUGUUUACGUUGGCCUGUAAUGGUUAAUGAAUGGAUUUAGAUCAAGACUCUUUUAUCCCACUUAAAAUGUUGUCAAUGUAUCAGAUACACCGUCUUAUGUACUGAAAUAGCUAUAAUGUCAGGGCUUUUGUUUAUAAAUGUCUAUUUGUAUUGAUGUUAAUGGGUCAGCAACACAUGUAAAUAAUUGGGGGGGGGGACAACAUUUGUAUUUGUAAAGUAGUUGUUUAUUCACUGAAUUUUUUCAGCUUAAUUGUAUAAAGUGUU
Messenger RNA from Xyrauchen texanus (razorback sucker), 10684 nucleotides. It is a transcript of the gene ep400, whose product is annotated as E1A binding protein p400. Lineage: Eukaryota; Metazoa; Chordata; Actinopteri; Cypriniformes; Catostomidae. The record is from RefSeq and is a predicted model, not a curated record. Gene Ontology annotation, molecular function: ATP binding; ATP-dependent chromatin remodeler activity.